Molecule: messenger RNA, 3000 nt
Organism: Gopherus flavomarginatus (Mexican gopher tortoise)
Lineage: Eukaryota; Metazoa; Chordata; Testudines; Testudinidae
Gene: ST8SIA2
Product: ST8 alpha-N-acetyl-neuraminide alpha-2,8-sialyltransferase 2
Exons: 6
Coding region: 1-1128 (375 amino acids)
Biological process (GO): oligosaccharide metabolic process; N-glycan processing
Molecular function (GO): alpha-N-acetylneuraminate alpha-2,8-sialyltransferase activity
Source: RefSeq, a predicted model, not a curated record
AUGCAGCUGCCGUGCCGGAGCUGGGCGCUGGCGCUGCUCACCCUGCUCGUGGGCUUCCUCAUCUUCGUGGACAUCUCGGAGCUCGAGGAGGAGGAGACCGGGAAUUCUGGAGGCAGAGGUACAAUCAGAUCAUCUGUGAACAGCUUACAUAGCAAAUCUAAUAGAGCCGAAGUAGUAAUAAAUGGCUCUUCAUCUCCAGCUGUUGUUGACAGAAGUAAUGAAAGCAUUAAGCACAUUAAACCAGCUUCAUUCAGAUGGAGACACAACCAGACACUCUCUUUGAAGAUCAGGAAACAGAUCUUGAAGUUCCUGGAUGCAGAGAAGGACAUCUCGGUGCUGAAGGGGACCCUGAAGCCCGGGGACGUCAUCCACUACAUCUUUGACAGGGACAGCACCAUGAACGUGUCCCAGAAUCUCUAUGAGCUGCUGCCAAGGACGUCGCCCCUGAAGGGCAAGAACUUCCGGACCUGCGGCAUCGUGGGCAACUCGGGGAUCCUGCUGAACAGUGGCUGCGGGAGAGAGAUCGAUGCUCACAGCUUCGUGAUCAGAUGUAAUCUGGCCCCUGUUCAGGAAUAUGCCUGGGACGUGGGGAUGAAGACAGACCUUGUGACUAUGAAUCCCUCUGUCAUCCAGCGUGCCUUCGAGGACCUGGUGAACGAGACCUGGCGGGAGAAGCUGCUGCAGCACCUCCACAGCCUCAAUGGCAGCAUCCUCUGGAUCCCCGCAUUCAUGGCCAAAGGGGGCAAGGAGCGCGUGGAGUGGGUCAACGAGCUCAUCCUCAAGCACCGCAUCAAUGUCCGCACCGCCUACCCCUCGCUGCGCCUGCUGCACGCCGUCCGAGGGUACUGGCUAACAAACAAAGUGCACAUAAAACGACCAACCACUGGCCUUCUCAUGUACACCCUGGCCACCCGCUUCUGCAACAGGAUCUAUCUCUAUGGCUUCUGGCCUUUUCCCCGGGAUCAGAACCAGAACCCUGUCAAAUACCACUACUAUGACAGCCUGAAGUAUGGCUACACCUCCCAGGCCAGCCCUCACACCAUGCCCUUGGAGUUCAAAGCCCUAAAGACGCUGCACCAGCAAGGAGCCUUGAAACUGACUGUCGGAGAGUGCGGUGGGGCCACGUAAGACAGGCUUCUGUGGCUCGCGUUCCUGCAGGCUAUACACCAUGGGAGAAAGGGGGAGCGGGAGAAAAGCCUGAGCAGUGGCUAGUGGGGUUGGUUUUCUUUGUUAACGUGCAGAACAGUGACAAAAAUAUAUAUACGUGGUGCCUAUAUAUAUUGACCUGAGUAUUAUAACUGUUUGGUGUUCGGUGACAGACAAGUUACAGGAGAGUCGGAAGCUGCUGCCCAGGCUCAAGGCUUUGCCUGGGGCUGGUUAGGCUCAGAAAGAAGUUAGUUCUACAACAUCAAAAAUGCUUGAAGGUCACCUUCGUUCUUCAGAGUGCUUGAGGGUGAUGGAUAAACUUUAGGCCAUGUGUGUGACCGGUCCAAGGUGGGUAGUUAAGGUCUAUUUGGCCAAGAACCCAGGUGCUGGCACUUCUCAGUAUUCUUGGCUUAGUGCUAAUAAUGGGGUUGUGGCGGGAGCGGGGAGGGAGAUUUUGUUUGUGGCUAAACAGCUGAGAGGUUGCCUGAGUGACUGGACAGGAACUGAGACAUGCAGCAGAGCGCCGUGGUCCCUUCUCUGCAGCGGAGCUACCUUACUGCCUCCCGGUGAAUGGCCCACGACAUCAUCCAGAUGGUCACCAGUUCAGCUCUAUCCCACGUGGUUUGGUGAGAAGGAUGCUGCAAUCAGAGCAGCCUGUUUGGAAAGGCCACUGGACUCUGGACAGAGCCCUUGAGAUGCAGCGUGAGACUCACCCUAGUGACUGACUCCAGGAGACACCGGAGGGGGAUCUCAAAGGCAGGCUGAUUUGAAUGAGGUUUGCUGUCAAAGGAGUUCCAGGAGCAGGAGACAACACAGGGGCUAGUGAAGAUCAGACUGGGCUGAUGGUCUCAGAAGGACGCUGUGUUUGUUUUUUAAUUCCUAUCCUACACAACUAAUAGAAAAAGCAAAACCCCUGGAACAUACCAAGUGGGCAAACCAGUGCAGUCAGUGCUAAGUCUUACACUGUGCCGGAGUCAAAGGGACCCAGCAUCUGCCAGAGCUCAUGAAAACCAUAAGCACAUUGUAACUCUUGGUUCCCAAUCACUACCUGUUAAACAGCCGUUUCUCCUUCCUGCUCCAAAAUUCAUAAUGGGCCUAAGUCUCAUCUAAGUAGAAAGCUCAAAAGUGAGGGUUUAAAAGGACCCUGUCAACAUUAAAUCAUACAGGGGACAUUCACGUCCGAGCAGAGAACCACCAUGAGGCCUGUGGACUACUUAAGACCCAGCUAAUCUUUAUUUUGAAGACUUAGGUAGGACUUAAGUGGUACUGUAUAUAGCUAUCAAGCUGGCCCUCUGCACACGGGUGAAUUUCACCCAUAGUUUAAAUAAAUCAGUCCCUUCCCUGCAUUACUAUUACUACUUACAGUAAAAUGAGUGACGUCAUUCUUAAAAAAACAAGUUUGCUUUCCACUUUUUUUGUUUGUUUGUUUGUCAGUGAGACUAGAUUGAUCUGGUUAGUCAAUUUCACUUCCCGUUUCUAUUCCAGUUUCCUUUCCUAACUCUCCUUUGGCAGCAGAAAGCAGUUGGUUUGGGGUACAAAGAAUACAGAAGGUUUAAUUUCAACUGCAACAGUAACAAAUGGCAUUACAGAAUUUUGUCUUUAAUUGUGAAAGAGUUCCUGUUUGUAUUAGGUUUUUUGUUAUCUACAUGCCUACAUUGUGGGGUUAAACUACUUGACAUUGUCCCUGUGAAAUCUGAGUGCCGGCCUCCAUAACUUUUAAAAGAUAAAACUAUAUGUCAUGUUUAUGAACAAAAAAUUGCCAUGCUUGUAAGACUGUUAGUCUGCUAAUUAGUGUUCAACCUGAUUCACAUUAAGGUGCAGGUAACCAUUAUGGAUUAACCUGCCUGUAGGAGA